Messenger RNA from Hyla sarda, 3070 nucleotides. It is a transcript of the gene CNNM3, whose product is annotated as cyclin and CBS domain divalent metal cation transport mediator 3. Gene Ontology annotation, molecular function: transmembrane transporter activity. The record is from RefSeq and is a predicted model, not a curated record. Gene Ontology annotation, cellular component: plasma membrane. Gene Ontology annotation, biological process: transport; magnesium ion homeostasis. The coding region runs from base 309 to 2699 and encodes 796 amino acids. Lineage: Eukaryota; Metazoa; Chordata; Amphibia; Anura; Hylidae. The transcript has 8 exons.
ACUAGGAAUCGCGUGUGAUCAGCGCUGCAGUCUGAAUGAAGCUGUAAUUUGAUGCUUGGAAUGUAUUGAAUGCGGAUAUGUCCCUGCCGGUGCCCCGGGCUAUCUAUGCGGGCACACAGUGUGCCAGUCCCCGCACAUAAUAAAGCCCUGUGUUCUCUCUACCAGUCUUUACACCCCAUUGUUUUUAAUCCUGGGCUCCUGGCACGAAAAGCGUUAAGUCUCACUUGGCUUCACGCCUUGUUUACAGCCGCCCCUCCGUAGCCACGCCCCAUAUUCGCGCCCGUUGCUCUUUCUAUUGGUUACUGGAGAUGGCCGCGUUUGCUAUUGGUCAGGCAGCAGCAGUGGCGGCCCACGUGAUUGGUUGCUGUACGUACAGUAAGUGUGGAGCGGCGUUUGCCUCCACCAACAUGGCCGUUGCUGCUGUGCGGCUUCUGCUAGUGGCCGGAUUAGGGGUAUCGCAGGCGGCGUCGCCGGUAGGAGAGGCCGGGGACCAGGCCCAGGUGUUAGGGCUGCGGCUGGAGGAUGGCAGCGGAGUGUCUAUGAGCGGAGGCGUCAUCAGGGCUCGUCCCGGCUCUCUUUUCCGUCUCCGUCUGUAUGGCUCAGGUUUGCGCAAUGAUACCUGGCCCUGGCUGUCCAUUGGGGCCCCUGGGGGCCAGAGCUGCAGCCCUGCAGUGGAGUCUCCCCUCCAUCUGCUGGAUGAGUAUGUGGUGUGCAGUGAGCACUCGGGCCUGGUCACCGUGAAGGCUCAGGAUGGGGUGACAGGGGGCAGAGGACUGAUGUACCCCCUGUGUAUCCGCCAGGGGGCAGAGUGGAGCCUCUAUCCAUUGGGGGACACAGUGGUCACAGUGGCGGAGGAUGAAGAAGAGGAGAAGCCGCCGUGGGUGAGGGCCGAGCAGUGUGCCCCCUUCUCACCCAGUUCACGGCUUCAGACGCUGGGCUAUAGGUCCAAGCAGCAGGACUAUCUGGAUGUGUGGUUAUUGGCCCUCCUCAUAGUCCUGUGUAUACUGCUGUCCGGCCUCCUGCGGGGUCUACAGCUCAGCACCCUCAUCCUAGAACCUCCAGAACUGGGCAUCCUCAAAGACUGGGGCGCCCCCUCCGAGCGAUCUGUUGCCACCCGGCUGGAUUAUCUCAGGACUCGAUGGGGCGGCUACACACUCAUUUCCCUUUUGGCCUUGUGCUGUAUCACCAAUGCUGCCGUAGCCGUCCUACUGAACCGUGCCAUAGACUCCAUAGCUGGUGCCAUCUUUUCAGCAGCUGGACUGCUCUUAUUUGCCGGAGAGGCCUUGCCCGCUGCCAUUACGUCAGUCUGGGGUCCUUGGUUGGCCUCCAAGUGUCUAUGGCUGACCCACUUCUUUCUGCUUCUGCCGGCACCUGUUUCUUAUCCCCUAUCCUGGCUCCUGGAGAAAGUCUUUGGGCAGGACCCAAGCUGCUGUCGCCUGAGAUUACGGAACUUGGAACUGGCCCGAUGUGGGGAUCCAUAUAGCGAACUGGUGCGGGAUGAAUUCAGCAAGGGAGCGUUGAGAAACAGGACGGUGGAAGACAUAUUGACACCUGUGAGCGAGUGUUUUAUGCUAGCUAGUGAUGCCCUCCUGGACUUUAACACCAUGUCCAGUAUCAUGGAGAGCGGCUACACCCGUAUCCCUGUAUAUGAGAACGAGCGCUCAAACAUUGUGGACAUCCUGUACCUGAAAGACCUGGCCUUUGUGGACCCAGAAGACUGCACCCCCCUGAGCACCAUCACGCGGUUCUACAGUCACCCGGUCCAUUUUGUGUUUAGUGACACCAAGCUGGACGCUGUGCUGGAGGAGUUCAAGAAGGGCAAGUCCCACUUGGCCAUUGUGCAGAAGGUGAACAAUGAAGGAGAAGGAGACCCGUUCUAUGAGGUGAUGGGGCUGGUCACUCUGGAGGAUGUCAUAGAAGAGAUAAUAAAAUCGGAGAUCCUGGAUGAAUCAGAAGACUGCAAGCAGAAUGUAAAGAAGAAGCGUCCCAAAGCGCAGCCUAUCCCGAUGCCUCGCAGUGGGGAUGACCUGUCAUUUUUCAAGACCUCUGAUACAGAACAGAAAGUCAAGUUGUCACCCCAACUCUUAUUGGCGACUCAGCGCUUCUUAUCACAAGAAGUGGAACUCUUCAGCACCUCCCGAGUGUCCGAAAAGGUCCUCCUGCAUCUAUUGAAGCUCCCAGGGGUCACACAGGAGGUGAAGUUUGAUGACAGUGACCGCUUAGCUCCUGAACACUACCUGUACCUGCGAAGCCAGCCUGUGGAUUACUUUAUUCUCAUUCUGCAGGGCAGAGUACAGGUGGAAAUUGGGAAGGAAGGUCUGAGGUUUGAGAAUGGGGCAUUUACCUACUAUGGUGUAUCUGCACUGAGCCACUGCCUUCUAGGUCACCAAUCGCCUACCAAUGGCCAAGAAGAGUCCCCAGAUUCCGGCUUUUAUUGUCCAGACUAUUCCGUGAGAGCCUUAUCUGACCUUCAGAUAAUCAAGGUCUCACGGCUGCAGUAUCUGAAUGCCCUUCGCACCUCACAUUCACACACCAGUGCCCAGUCUCCAGACAGCAUAGAACUGAAGAUCUUUCCGAACAGCCAAACUCAGCUACUGAACGACAGGAAUGUUGGCUCCGGUACAGAAACAAAGGAAGUAACGCAAGAUGCUGGGAGGCUGAGUGGUGGCGUACAGCGGCGAGCAGAGGUCUCACCCUAACCAACCCUUACCUCACAGAGAAGCCUGGGAUCAGCUGCUACCAGAGACUCCAUACUGGAGAGGACAGUGUCUCACUGGUGCCAUUUUAUUCUUAUACAAUGAACUAGAUCGCUUGAAGAAAGCAUUAACAUAGUGGAUUUCCCUGGCAGGUCACAGGGACAUCACCUCCUCCGCGGCUGAUUCCUGAUGCUCUUCCGUCCGCGGAGCGGUUGUAUAUAGACUGGUAGUGUUAAAGCAGCCCUGCUGCCACAUCUCCUGUAGAGGGGAAGCCUGAAGAUUGUGGAGGUGUAGGGCAGUGGUCUUCAACCUGCGGACCUCCAGAUGUUGCAAAACUACAACUCCCCGCAUGCCCGGACAGCAACAUCUGGAGG